UGGACUUUUGGCCAUUUUGUAAUUAAGACCAAAGUAAGUCUGUAAUUUUAGCGUUGACGGAGAUGAAAAAAAAGAGGACCAUUCACCUACGGCAGCUCAGCUGCGCUUGCCAAAGGCCAUAAGACCGCUGGGUUAUGAUCUAAAAAUGCAAACCUAUCUGCCCUCUUACGUGGAUUUCCCGAGCUCUAAGGACUUCACAUUUGAUGCCGAGCUCAACAUUGAUCUUGACGUAGUUGAAGCGGAAGACAAGAUCGUGCUCAACAUGAGAAAUCUCACAAUAGACAAAGACAAAAGUGAGCUCUAUGUGGUAAGUACUUUCAGACCAUGA
Messenger RNA from Cylicostephanus goldi, 328 nucleotides. The record is from the annotation of a GenBank genome assembly. NCBI's taxonomy places the organism in Eukaryota, Metazoa, Nematoda, Chromadorea, Rhabditida, Strongylidae.